AUGGACCCCGCAGUAGUCGAUCGAUGUUUCGUUGACGAGGUUCUUGAGCAUGUGCAAGUUCGCGAUCUCGUUGUCGGCGACAACCCACCGCACAUUCGCUCCGAGUCAUUCCGGGACGAGCAAGGCCUCGAGGCAUAUCUUGAGGAUGACAUGAACAAGGACUACUCGUGUCGCUUCAUCUCCGUGUGCCAGCGCAACUCAUGGAGACCACUCCAAAUCACGCGGGCGAUGAUGUCGGCGGUGGUCAAUGCCCAUGACCUGAGUCCAUCACUUUGGCAACUCGCGUCGUGCUUCUACACUCGCAACCUAGAUUUAGAGGACGCCUUUUGCGUUCCAUUGACGCUUUGCAUCACUGGACCAUGGAUCGAAAUGUCGUAUACUAUUCGCUAUCCCGAAUUCAAAGAGGCCGACAAGGAGUGGGCGAUACGACAGAGCGGCGUAUGCCACCGCAUCAACACGGAAACGCGGCAGAGUGUCUUCCUCUUACUCAACCCAAAGCCCAACGCCAAGGCCCACAUGGUCGUCAACCAGCACCUUUCCUCACGGAGGGAUGGAAUGGCAACCGAUGGGCUUCUUUCAUUGCACCAGGUCUUGCUCAGCGCCCAUCUCCCUGCCUGGAGACAGUACGUUGCCACGUUUGAAGCCCAGUUUCUCCCCAUGGCAAACAGUACAUUCGCCACUUACAUUGACGAGCCCCUACGCUUAGGGUACGACCACUUGAUCAGCAUGGUGAAUCUCGAGAACCGCUUCAACAAGACGAUAAGCCUCCUCGCGUCUACCACGGAGCUCAUCACAGACUUGCGUGCGCUGCUCGAUAACCAUGCGUUGAUGCCCGCGUCGCGAGAUGACAGCCACACCGACGUUGUAUUUGACAAUCACCUGCGUCAGUGCGCGGCUUUUACUCGUACGGCAGCAUACCUGGAGCGGCGCGUCCAGACAGCCGCGCAGCUGCUUUCCGACACACUGUCUUUCCGAGAUCAGGUCAUCGCCAAAGAGCAGAGCGGCAACAUGCUUCAACUGAACAAGUCUGCCGUGUUCAUCACCACCCUGACGCUCAUCUACGCACCGGCUUCCUUCGCGGCGACAUUCUUCGGCAUGAACUUUUUCGCCAUGGACCAGCCCAGCAGCCGCAUCAUCUGCACAUCCAUGAUAUGGAUCUAUCUCGUUGCCACCCUCGUCAUCACUGGGCUCACAGUCAUCUUCUACUACUGGCUGAUCCAACACGACGGCGUGCUCUUUUGGCGACUCGCUCCGAAAGUCAAGGUCAAUGCCGAUUGGAGGGCAUUGGCGCGGCGCCUCACGAAACUGGACCAGAAUGUUGAGCUCCGGGACAUGUACCGAUCGGUGUAG
Messenger RNA from Purpureocillium takamizusanense, 1350 nucleotides. RefSeq lists its product as uncharacterized. Gene Ontology annotation, cellular component: membrane. Gene Ontology annotation, biological process: metal ion transport; transmembrane transport. The record is from RefSeq and is a predicted model, not a curated record. Gene Ontology annotation, molecular function: metal ion transmembrane transporter activity. Bases 1 to 1350 code for a protein of 449 amino acids. The transcript is spliced from 5 exons. Lineage: Eukaryota; Fungi; Ascomycota; Sordariomycetes; Hypocreales; Ophiocordycipitaceae.